Messenger RNA from Salvelinus namaycush (lake trout), 1735 nucleotides. Its product is annotated as leishmanolysin-like peptidase 2. The record is from RefSeq and is a predicted model, not a curated record. Lineage: Eukaryota; Metazoa; Chordata; Actinopteri; Salmoniformes; Salmonidae. The coding region runs from base 1 to 1422 and encodes 473 amino acids. Gene Ontology annotation, molecular function: metalloendopeptidase activity. Gene Ontology annotation, biological process: cell adhesion; proteolysis. Gene Ontology annotation, cellular component: cytoplasm; membrane. The transcript has 10 exons.
AUGUAUCACUCUUUCCUCUUCACUAUUCAUAUAUCCCAGCCCGGUCUGUUGGCCUAUGCAGUGCACUGCCAGACUGACUCCCAGGGUCGACCUCUGGCUGGAGUGGUGGUCAUCUGUAGGGACAGACUGACUGGGGAGGGAUACAGCCACCAAGGCACUGUGCAGACAGUGAUCCACGAGUUGUUCCAUGCAUUGGGUUUCUCCAAAGAACUCUUCAGCACCUGGAGAGACUGCUCCUACUCACAACUUAUACUCGGUUGUGUUGUGUGGUUAUGUGAUUCUGUGUUAUUGUGUUGUGAAGCUGGGAUGGGCUGCUCCCCCCGGGUUCAGGUGACUAACACAGAUGAGACGGGUCAGGUCAGGAUCUACACCCAAUCAGUGAUCAGAGCCCUGCAGGACCACCUGUUAUCUACUGACCCUGAGCUGGGAGGACCACUGGAGAACCUGGAUGUAGGUUAUAGGGGUCUGUCCUCUCACUGGGAGUCCAGGGUGCUACAGGGUUCCAUCAUGGCUGCAGCCCUGGGGGAUCCAGCUGUGGUGCGUGUCGACCCGGUCACCCUGGCCGCCCUACAGGACACGGGCUGGUACUCUGUCAACCACAGCCGAGCACAGAGCCUGGUGUGGGGAAAGGGUGAGGGAGCAAUGUUUGGAUCACUGUCCACCUGCCAUGACAACUCCUCCUCAUUUUUCUGCACGGGCAGUGGUUUAGGGUGUCAUUAUCUUCACCGCCACAAGGGGGAGUGCCAGACUGACCCUCACCUGGAUGGGUGCCGCAUUUACAAACCUCUAAUGAGUGCGUGCUGGAAAGAGGAGAACGAGAGAGAGACUGAAACAGAGUGGAGUGGAGAGUUGUACCGUAUAGACAGCCGAUGCUUCUUCUCUAACCUGAGCAGAGAGAAUGUCUCCCUGUCUGUCAGUGACUCUGUGGUGGGGCGUUGUUAUAGACACAGGUGUACUGGGCUGAACCGGUAUCAGAUACAGGUGUCUGGCUCUGACUGGUUGGACUGCCCAGUAGGAAGCACCAUUGAGGUGACAGGAUACAGGGGGUUAGUUGCAUGUCCUGACAAGAGGUUGUGUUAUUACCCUGACAUUGGUCUCUCCAUCGACAACCAGGACCCCCACUCUCCAGCUGACUCUACUAAAGGCACAGUGACUACUGAGAACGAUCCCCUGUUACAUCAGAACACAAUCCCUGACCCGAGCCUGACCUUUGACCCUGACCCUACUUGUGCAGAACCAGGGGUCAGUACAGACCCCACGUUGGCUCCAGUCCUGGGGGUCAGUGCUUCUGUCUGUCUCCUGGCUGCCCUGAUGGUGGCCCACAGGAGGUACCGCUCCUCCAGAGUCAGGGUUAAUGCUGCCCCUGAGGCCCCCAGUGUUCUGCAGUUGCACUCGACCCAAAGUGAUUCAAAUAACUGCUGAUGGAAACUGGGUGUCCAUUAUUGCACAGUCUUGUACACUGGUGUAAAUGGUUACUUAAUCAAGUAGGUGGUGUUUGUACAUUAUUUAUCAGAGGGGGAAAUCGACUAAGUGUUGAACUGUACAAAUGAAAAAAGUACACUAAAGCAAUGAGCAAUGCUGAGGUGUUCUAAUUGUCCCCUUAAUUUGAUGUUCAACAUGUAUUUAGCUUUAACACUAUGUUAACUUGUAAUAACAAUGAAUUAUGUGAGCGAUUUCUGUGUCUUAUCCCUGUGGUAUACAUUUUACUCAUACAAUUUGACAUAUAAAAUGUAAA